UUCUCAAUUCCGCCCAAGAAACCUCUGGAUGUUAAAUAGCAGAAGGGCCUCCCCAGGGGCUGUCUGCUCACUUCAGUAGUCUGGUAGCUCCUCCAUUAUAUACUUUCUUUCAAGGCAGAAGUGAAAGGGAGGGACCAGCCAGGGAGUGAUCUGAAGGACAGGCUGGGGUGGUCAGGAGUCUGAGAGCGGGAGAGUUGCUCCAUCCUCUCACCUCAUAGAUUGAAGCCAAGCCUCCUGGGGUCAUCUCCAACAAGGAACCAGAACAGAAGCCUGUCAGCAGCUCACCCACAGCCCAGCCCACAGCCCAGCCCACAGGAGGGGAGGGGCGGGGAAGAAGAGGAAUAAGAGAGGGAGCUCAUCCUGAAGCUGACUCCUCGAGAGGAAAGGCCAGUGUAAAGUGUAGGACGGCUCCAACCUCCAACUGGGGCUCCCUCUGGCUUCCCCUCUCAACAGUAAUUUGACACUUGAAUCUCCAGGACAACCAACAACAAAAAAGCUGAGGCUGGGACAGCAGCUGGCUGUCAGCAGCAGGAGCUGGUGCUGAGGAGAGGUACUCAAGGGAGCAAGCAGCAGUGGAAGAGGACAGCAGCUUCCACAAAGAAAGUGUGAAGUGGUGGCCAAGGGCCUGGGAAGGCACAAGAGACUGCACUAGGACAACCCUUCUUGGCCCUGCAGUACCUGUUUCCAGAGCUGGAGCUCUGGCAGGAGCACACACAGAAUGGCAGCCGAAGACUUUGUACAGGAGAUGCACUCUGUGGGCGAGAGGCUGCUGAUGAAGCUUCAAGGGCUGUCGCAGGCUGAGCCUGUGGAGCUGGUGGCCUUCUCCAUCAUCAUCCUUUUCACAGCCACUGUUCUGUUGCUGUUGCUGAUAGCCUGUAGUUGCUGCUGUGUGCACUGCUGUUGCCCUGAGCAGAGAGGCAGGAAAGUCCAAGUGCGGCCCAUGACCUCGCCAUGAGGGAUGGUGGAGAAACCAGAAGACAAGCUGGAAACCACCAGAGCCAUGACACAGGCUGUCAGCCUGAGCCUGCGCUUCUUAUUCCUGUGGAUGAGGAUACCCUAGCCUCAGCUCUGGUCCUGUCCAGGUGCCAGGACACUGGUACGUGAAGCUUUAUCAAGAAAAUAAGGGCUGGUAUAGGCCCUUCACCUGCCAGUGGACACUGAACGCUGAGGACGAGUUGACUGUUUCAGAAUCAGUAAGCCAUCUAAACUUUUUACAAAACAAGGAUGCAGGGAUCUUCAUUCUUUGAUGGGAAACAGCCCACAAUGUGGGCAGCUAAUUCUGCUAAUCCAUGCCAGAGAAGAGCAAGCCAAUCACAGAGAUUUUAUCCAGCAGUUACAGGAUUCUAUGUUCCCUGACUGGGUGAACAUGUCAGUAUUCUAGCUUAGUACUUGCCUGUUUAUUUCCAAGUAAAAGCUUUUUUCAGUUUUGUG
Messenger RNA from Cavia porcellus (domestic guinea pig), 1431 nucleotides. RefSeq names its product small integral membrane protein 5 (gene Smim5). Lineage: Eukaryota; Metazoa; Chordata; Mammalia; Rodentia; Caviidae. The coding region runs from base 719 to 955 and encodes 78 amino acids. The record is from RefSeq and is a predicted model, not a curated record. The transcript has 3 exons.